UGACGUAUUUGUGCGCGCCUCUUGUCGUACAUUUUGCAGAAUCACUAUGGCGUCUGUGUUGAAAGAGACUGUUGGAUUGUAUGAAACAUUGAAAGCCGAAUGGAAUAAGAAAAAUCCUAAUUUAAACAAAUGCGGGGAGAUACUGAGCAAGCUCAAGAUUUCGCUUCUUGAAUUGAAUUUUUUACCAACCACCGGGACCAAACUCGCCAAACAGCAGCUGAUUUUAGCCCGCGAUGUACUGGAAAUCGGAGCCUUAUGGAGUAUCCUGAAGAAAGACAUCCCGUCCUUUGAACGAUACAUGGCCCAGCUGAAGUGUUAUUAUUUUGAUUACAAGGAUGAGCUGUCAGAGUCAGCCUACAUCCAUCAACUGCUGGGACUUAAUCUGCUCUUCCUGCUCUCACAGAACAGAGUGUCUGAGUUUCACACAGAGCUGGAGAGGCUGAGUGCUAAAGACAUCCAGAGCAAUGUGUACAUCAGGCACCCUGUUUCAUUAGAGCAGUACCUGAUGGAGGGGAGCUACAACAAAGUUUUUCUUGCAAAAGGAAAUAUUCCUGCUGAGAGCUAUACCUUUUUUAUAGACAUUCUUCUUGACACAAUCCGUGAUGAGAUUGCAGGAUGCAUAGAAAAGGCAUAUGAGCAGAUUCAGUUCACUGAGGCAACAAGGGUGCUUUUCUUCUCAACGCCAAAAAAGAUGACAGAAUAUGCUAAGAAAAGAGGCUGGACACAGAGCCCUGAUGGUUACUACUCUUUCAGCCCUCAGCAGCAGCGGACAGAGGAAGUAACUAUUCCUUCAACAGAACUGGCCACACAAGUCAUUGAAUAUGCAAGACAGCUUGAAAUGAUUGUGUAACUCAAUUACAUAUGAACCCCUUAACUUCUACCAACACUGACUUGCUUUAGAUUGAUAUGUUGUAACUCAAUGUAAUCCACAUAUUCACAAUUUAAACAUUGUGUUGUGUGGAAAAGAUGGGUUCCCCAGGACUGGUGCUAGUAAGUAAACACAUGCACACAUCUUAUCAUUUAUUACUCACUUGUGCCUGGGUUGAGCUAAUGUAAGGAAUUGGAUAGUUCUUUGUGCACAUUUUAGUGUAAAAAAAAAUAAAGUUUGUGUAAGAAUUUUGCACAAUUUUAUAACUAAUGAUGGAAGCAAUGAAACACCUUAAUAUUUGUAUUUCAGAUAAGAACUUUAUCAGAAGCCAAAAACCUGUUGACCUGUUUAUUAUUGCCCUUUGACUGACUGCAAAAAUCUUCAGAUUUAGAUGCCCAUGCUUUGUAUCCUAGCAACUGAAUGAGGGUUAGUGUGAAAGUUUGCAGGUGCUUAUCAGUUGGUCAUUAAUUGGCUUGGUUAUAUUUAAUAAAAAAAAAAAAAUCUUUAAUCGUUUUAAGUUAAUUAUGAUGGGUAACUUUAAAUUAGUUUCUUUUUCCAAACUCCACUUAUCAUUGCCUUUAAAAACUGUAUGUGUGUACUUUGACACACAAUCAACACAUCAAUCUAAAGGUAAACAUUGUUGUUUAUGUUCACCUCGUGUUAAAAUUCAUUGAAUACUAUUGUGUUAACAUAGUAAAAUUUUUGAAAAACAAA
This is a messenger RNA of Clarias gariepinus (North African catfish), 1582 nucleotides long. It is a transcript of the gene psmd8, whose product is annotated as proteasome 26S subunit, non-ATPase 8. Bases 47 to 850 code for a protein of 267 amino acids. Gene Ontology annotation, biological process: proteasome-mediated ubiquitin-dependent protein catabolic process. Gene Ontology annotation, cellular component: proteasome regulatory particle, lid subcomplex; cytosol; nucleus. The record is from RefSeq and is a predicted model, not a curated record. The transcript has 7 exons. Lineage: Eukaryota; Metazoa; Chordata; Actinopteri; Siluriformes; Clariidae.